AUGGAGUUAUCGUUGUUGCAGUUAUCGUUGUUACAGGUAGUUGUCUUGUGCGCCCUAGCCGCGGUAGCAGUCGCUAUUCCAUUGGUCCCGGCGGAGCCGCCGAUUCCUAUUCUGAGACAAAGCGCAGACGGUCCGAAUCCGGACGGCAGUUACAACUACAACUACGAGACAGCGAACGGUAUCCAAGCGCAAGAGCUCGGUUACCUUCGUUAUGCCGGCACCACAGGCGAGGCUCGCGAAGCCCAGGGCAGCUAUAGCUACACCGCGCCCAACGGCGAGGUCGUUCAAGUCAGCUACGUCGCGAACGAGAAUGGCUUCCAACCCCAGGGCAGCCACAUCCCCCCGAUACCGCCGCAGAUCCUCAGAGCCCUGGAGUACAUAGCCGCUCAUCCCGAGGAGAACAACGGUGAUCUUCAAUGA
This is a messenger RNA of Dufourea novaeangliae, 420 nucleotides long. Its product is annotated as endocuticle structural glycoprotein ABD-4-like. NCBI's taxonomy places the organism in Eukaryota, Metazoa, Arthropoda, Insecta, Hymenoptera, Halictidae. The transcript is spliced from 2 exons. The coding region runs from base 1 to 420 and encodes 139 amino acids. Gene Ontology annotation, molecular function: structural constituent of chitin-based larval cuticle. Gene Ontology annotation, cellular component: chitin-based extracellular matrix. The record is from RefSeq and is a predicted model, not a curated record.